UUUUGAUAUUAUUAAAUAUUUUUGUCCUUUGCCUCACAUGUUUUGCCCCAGACGUACCAUAUCAGCAAAAUAAUUGACCAAACCAGUGUAGAUUAUUACACUAAGUUGUACACGUAAGUUCUUGAGGAUCUCAAAAGAUUAUGGGAUUUAAAAUGAACCAAUAGCCAAAAAGAUUGUCUCUUUGACACAAGAUCUCAGGCAAAUUCAAGAGAUGGAAAGUGACCAGAUUGAAGAGAGCAGUGUAAAACUGCUUGGUAGCACCACCAGCAGCGGUGGUGGUGGUGGUGGUGAGGGUGGUAGGUGGGUGGAUGGGAGUGAAGUGGAUUCAGAGUCACCACCAUGUUCUUUGUUUGAAGAGAGUGAUAAAAGAGAUGGGUAUGGAUCUUUAAGGAGGAGGCUUUUGAAGAAACCCAAGAGAGUUAAUUCUUUUGAUGUUGAAGCCAUGGAGAUUGCUGGGGCUCAUGGCCAUAGCUCAAAGGAUAUCUCCACUUGGAGCACUCUUGCAUUGGCAUUUCAAACACUGGGAGUUGUGUAUGGUGAUCUAGGCACAAGCCCUUUGUAUGUUUUUGCCGAUGUCUUCAGUAAGGUUUCCAUCGAGUCAGAAGUUGAUGUCUUGGGGGCGCUUUCACUUGUUAUGUACACAAUUGCUGUAAUUCCUUUAGCAAAAUAUGUUUUUGUAGUGCUUAAAGCAAAUGAUAAUGGGGAAGGAGGAACAUUUGCUUUGUACUCGCUGAUAUGCAGAUAUGCAAAGGUUAGCAUGGUGCCAAAUCGUCAACCAGCUGAUGAACAGAUUUCAAGUUUUAGGCUCAAGUUGCCCACUCCAGAGUUAGAACGGGCUUUAAACAUAAAAGAUGCUUUGGAGAGGAGAUCAUACUUGAAAACAAUUCUCUUGCUGUUGGUUCUGAUGGGAACUUCCAUGGUUAUUGGAGAUGGCAUUCUAACGCCAGCUAUGUCAGUGAUGUCUGCUGUGAGUGGUCUACAGGGUCAAAUACCUGGAUUUGGCACAAUGGAACUGGUUGUUGUCUCAAUCAUACUCUUAGUGCUUUUGUUUAGCAUACAACAGUUUGGGACUGGGAAAGUGAGUUUCCUGUUUGCUCCUGUACUUGCUUUGUGGUUCUUCUCUUUGGCAUCUAUCGGGUUUUACAAUCUAGUAACGCAUGAUAUUAGCGUUUUGAGAGCGCUCAAUCCAGCUUAUAUCUAUUACUUCUUCAAGAAGAACGGAACUGCUGCAUGGUCAGCUCUUGGUGGUUGUGUUCUGUGUAUUACAGGAGCUGAAGCUAUGUUUGCUGAUCUAGGACAUUUCACAGUCAAAUCCAUACAGAUUGCGUUCUCUUUUGUAGUAUUUCCCUGUCUUCUCCUAGGAUAUAUGGGCCAGGCUUCAUAUUUAAUGAAAUACCCUCAUUCUUCAGGCACAAUAUUCUAUUCUUCUGUGCCUGGGGAUCUGUUCUGGCCUGUAUUUGUCAUAGCUACCCUCGCUGCCAUGAUUGCCAGCCAAGCAAUGAUUUCUGCCACAUUUUCAUGUGUUAAGCAAUCUAUGGCUCUGGAAUGCUUCCCAAGGCUUAAAAUAAUUCACACGUCAAGGAAGCUGAUGGGGCAAAUUUACAUUCCUGUAAUCAAUUAUUUUUUAAUGAUUAUGUGCAUAUUUGUGGUUUCGAUCUUCCGGAGCACCACCGAUAUUGCCAAUGCAUAUGGCAUAGCUGAGGUCGUCGUGAUGCUUGUGAGCACUACCUUAGUGACACUAGUAAUGCUUUUGAUCUGGCAGACAAAUCUUUUUCUUGCUUUAUGUUUUCCGCUCAUUUUUGGGUCGAUAGAACUCAUAUAUUUAUCAGCAGUUCUAUCGAAGCUCUUGGAAGGCGGAUGGCUUCCACUCGUAUUUGCUAGUUGUUUUCUUUGUGUUAUGUAUAUUUGGAACUAUGGAAGCGUGUUGAAAUACCGGAGUGAAUUAAGGGAGAAAAUUUCCAUGGACUUCAUGCUUGAGCUUGGCUCUACCCUGGGGACUGUUAGAGUUCCUGGAAUCGGAUUGCAAUACAACGAACUUGUCCAAGGCGUUCCCUCAAUCUUCGGACAGUUCCUACUCAGCCUUCCAGCUAUCCAGUCCACCAUAAUAUUUGUUUGCAUCAAGUACGUCCCUGUCCCGGUGGUCCCACAGGAGGAAAGAUUCCUUUUCCGAAGAGUUUGUCCGAAAGACUACCAUAUGUUCCGCUGCAUUGCUAGAUACGGCUACAAAGAUGUAAGGAAGGAAGAUCACCACGCAUUCGAGGAACUUUUGGUUGAAAGCCUCGAGAAGUUUUUACGAAGAGAGGCGCAAGAUCUUGCCUUAGAGAGCACAUUGAACGAGUUUGACUUGGAUAGCGUCUCCGUAAAAUCAAGGGAUUCUGGAGUCCAAUUUGGCGACGGAAAUGAGGAACUAAGGAUUCCAUUGAUGCACGAUCAGAAAUUGACAGAACAAGGGACUUCUACUUCAGAAGAAGCUUCCUUAGUAUUAUCUUCCGGCGGCUUGGGAGUGGACGAAGAUCCGAGUGUAGAGUACGAGCUUGCAGCUAUUAGGGAAGCGAAAGAUUCGGGUUUUACUUAUUUACUUGCUGAUGGGGAUGUGAGAGCAAGGAAAAACUCGAUUUUCCUUAAGAAACUGGUAAUUAACUACCUCUAUGCAUUCCUGAGGAGGAAUUGCAGAGGCGGCGCCGCCACUCUGCGAGUACCUCAUAUGAAUAUCCUGGAAGUUGGGAUGACUUAUAUGGUCUAGUUAGUUUAUUCAUCUCAGCAUUGUUAAUGGCCACCUUUUGCCGCCUUUACGAUGACAUUGUUACUAAUCAAAUUUUAGGGGGAAAAACCAGAUAUCAUUGAACAUUUGAUGGAUUUCUUCAAAUAUGUUGUCCAUUUUCUCAGAACAAUUCAGAAAUGCAAGUGAAAAUCAAGAAAAACAUCAAGGCAACUAUCUUUAUAAAGUUAAACAGAAAUUUAAUCCAAA
Molecule: messenger RNA, 2968 nt
Organism: Mercurialis annua (annual mercury)
Lineage: Eukaryota; Viridiplantae; Streptophyta; Magnoliopsida; Malpighiales; Euphorbiaceae
Product: putative potassium transporter 12
Exons: 9
Coding region: 212-2743 (843 amino acids)
Biological process (GO): potassium ion transmembrane transport
Cellular component (GO): membrane
Molecular function (GO): potassium ion transmembrane transporter activity
Source: RefSeq, a predicted model, not a curated record